Molecule: messenger RNA, 1191 nt
Organism: Hevea brasiliensis (rubber tree)
Lineage: Eukaryota; Viridiplantae; Streptophyta; Magnoliopsida; Malpighiales; Euphorbiaceae
Product: annexin D4
Exons: 7
Coding region: 16-1017 (333 amino acids)
Cellular component (GO): cytoplasm
Molecular function (GO): calcium-dependent phospholipid binding; calcium ion binding
Source: RefSeq, a predicted model, not a curated record
CCAGUAGUUAAAGCAAUGAGGGAGUCACAGCAUCAUAUCUUUCUCCUUGCUGCAAAACACAAAAAAGAAGACAUGGCUCAUCUUCAAGAAUUGGAAGCUCUCACCAAAGCUCUCUCAGGACUUGGAAUUGAUGAGAAGUCAUUAAUAUCAAUUCUGGGAAAAUCAGAUCCUGCGCGUAGGACAACAUUCAGACAGAGAAGUACUCACUUCUUCAUUGAAGAUGAACGUUCUUUUGAACGCUGGGAUGAUCACCGUAUCAAUCUCCUCAGGCUUGAGUUUGUUCGAUUUGAGAAUGCUCUGGUGCUCUGGGCCAUGCAUCCUUGGGAAAGAGAUGCUCGUUUGGUGCAUGAGGCCUUGACUCUUGUUCCACAAUCUUAUCGUGUGAUUUUGGAGAUUGCAUGCACCAGAUCAUCAGAAGAGCUAUUGGGAGCAAGGAAAGCCUACCAUUCCCUCUAUGACCACUCCAUUGAAGAAGAUGUUGCCAUCCAUGUCACUGGCAGUGAGCGUAAGCUCCUGGUAGCGCUAGUGAGUGCCUAUAGGUAUGAAGGGCCAAAGGUUAGUGAAGACGCUGCAAAAUCUGAAGCAAAACUGAUCGCUAAAGCUAUUAAGAAUGGUGAUAAGAAGAAUCCCAUUGACGAUGAUGAGGUGAUAAGGAUACUAACAACAAGAAGCAAACCCCAUCUCAAGGCUAUUUACAAACACUACAAAGAAGUUUCUGGCAAAAACAUCAAUGAGGAUAUUGAAGCCGCUGACUUUAUCUUAAAGGAGACGGCUGAAUGCUUAUGUAACCCUCACGCAUAUUUCAGCAAGGUAGUAGAUGAGGCAAUAAGAAAUGAUGCAGAUCACAACACCAAAAAGGCAUUGACAAGAGUAAUUGUAACCAGAGCAGAUGUGGAUUUGAAGGAGAUUAAAGAAGAGUACAAUAGCUUAUAUGGUGUUCCCCUAACCCAGAAAAUUGACGACAAUGCUAAUGGGAACUAUAAGGAUUUGUUGCUUGCCUUGAUGACAAGGGACUAAUUGAAGGAGGACAGACUGAAAUAAGAGGAAUUUGGUGAAAUGAUUGAAUUAGAGCACGAAUGAAAUUGUUUUUUUUUUUUCAGUCCUUGGUUUAUGAAAUGUUAUCUUGUGUACGUAUGAGUUGUGUUCAAAAAGAAGCCUGAAUAAAUUAAAAUUCUUCUUUCUGCUCUUAAA